Brienomyrus brachyistius is the source of this 8106-nucleotide messenger RNA. Its product is annotated as microtubule cross-linking factor 1. The record is from RefSeq and is a predicted model, not a curated record. The coding region runs from base 749 to 6154 and encodes 1801 amino acids. Lineage: Eukaryota; Metazoa; Chordata; Actinopteri; Osteoglossiformes; Mormyridae. The transcript is spliced from 15 exons. Gene Ontology annotation, biological process: regulation of autophagy.
CCCUUGCCACGAAGACCGUCGUCCCUUAAUUAAUAUAAUUAGACACUAAGUAAAUGAGUUGGUCCUUAUGUUUUCAAAAUAUGGUUAACUCCUGACGGGGAUAAUGGUUUGUAAAGCUGGCAUCCCCUCAGCGCGACAUCUUUGGAAAGGCUCCUCCUGUCAAAAGGUAAGGUAAUGAAGUGUCUGGAUCCUCUCGUCGAAUCCAAAAUGCAGCACGUCGGCGGCUCCGGGUUCGAAAGGGCGGUCGAGCGCCGCUGUCGCGCAUGCGCGCAUGAGUAGCCGCGGCCGUCGAAGUCCGGAACCGCAGCGCUUGCAGAUUUUACAUGUCAAAUGGGAGCGGAGAGGGGCGGUGCGGACGGGAUCUGGUGGGGAAAUGAGACGGGGGCGCUCCGGGCGGCGCGCACGGCCGGCUUAUAACAGAAUAAGGUUACGUGCGAUCGGGAUCGAGCUUUCUGCUACGGCUCGGAUUUGCGUCUUAUUUAUAAAUUAUUUUCAAUGGUGCGUUUUCACCAAGGGGAACAAAGGACGGGACUGGAGUAAAAAGCUAGAUUUAUAAUGAACAGCCGGGUGACAUAAAGAACCGGGGUGCGAGCAGGCAGACCGCAGUGAAGGUGCACCACUCCGAAGUGAUGAGAAGGACAGCCGGAAAGCAGCAGUGUGCCGCCGACGCCAUUCGUCAGGGUUGUUCGCCUGGGUUAAGGAUCGAGCGUUUCUUCCAUCAGCCACCCCUCCCUGGUGCCCGUGGAUAAUGGAGAGUACGGAUGGCGAAGCCAGGCAGCAGAACCACCAGUUGGAAAAAAGGCGUUUGAACAGAGCGCCCUCCCCGGCGAGACCUUUCCUGAAGGAUGUCCACUGCCGAGCGUCCAAAGCGCCGGCGAUCACGCCGAAAUCCCCGAAGCUUCCUUACAAACAGCAGACGCCCUCCGCGGGUCUCCCGCACGCCCAGAAUCGCCUUUCCCGACGCAACGUCUCCGGUGCAAAAGAGAAGCCGGCUCCGGCAAAAAGUCUCAGCAAGUCUACGGUGACCAAAAAGGCGGCGAAGACCGCGCAGCGUGGGCCGGCGGAGCCGAAAACCACCAACAAACAAGCGGAGCCCGGGCCCCUCUUUGCCAAGAGUAAAAAAGGGAAAAUCGCCCUGGCUCAUGGCUCCUUUGGUUUGGGCUCCCCGGUCCGGGUACCGACGGGAUCCGCUCUCGGUAGGGUCAGUCACACGGACAGCAGUUCCGAUCUGUCGGACUGCCUCUCCGAGCCGCUGUCUGACGAGCAGAAACAAGCCCAGGCGGCGAGCAGCGAUGCCGAGUCCGGCUCCGGCUCUAGCGACCGCGAACAGCUGCGGGUCGCGUCUCCAUUCGAGAUGUCCGAAAGUGGUCAUGCCCCGCUGCUAGUCAAAGAGCUUUACGCGGCGAAGGAGCGGCCGUGCCGGGGUUUGUUUGCAGAAGGACAGACCGGCUCCGACGAGCUGGCGGAGCGGUGCAAAGCUGGCUUUAGAACGGGGGGCAUCGGGGAUGCACCUGGAGAGAGGAAGGCGCAGAAUGACCAGGAGCUGUUACGGGAAAUCGAGGAUCUCCGUUCGGAAAAUGACUAUCUGAAGGAUGAACUGGAGGAAUUACGUGCCGAGAUGGAGGAGGUGCGAGACAGCUACAUGGAGGAGGAGGCCUAUCAACUGCAGGAGCUGCGGCGUGAGCUAGACCGGGCCAACAAGAACUGCCGCAUCCUGCAGUACCGGCUGCGCAAGUCUGAGCAGAAGAGCCUAAGAGUGGCGCAGACAGGACAGGUGGAUGGGGAGCUGUUGCGUAGUCUGGAGCAGGACCUCAAGGUGGCCAAAGACGUCUCCGUGCGUCUUCACAACGAGCUUGAGAGCGUGGAGGACAAGCGCAGCCGAGCCGAGGAUGAGAACGAGCUCCUCAGGCAAAAACUGAUCGAGGUGGAGAUCUCCAAGCAGGCACUGCACAAUGAACUGGAGAGAGCCAAGGAGAGCUCUCAGAAGAGGCGAGGAGGUCGGGAAUCCUUCAAGGAGCGAAAGUCCUCCUCUCAGGAGGAUAGCGCGGACCUCCGGUGCCAGCUCCAGUUUGCCAAAGAGGAGUCCACCCUCAUGCGCAAGAAGAUGGCCAAGCUUGGCCGGGAGAAGGAGGAGCUGGAGCAAGAGCUGCAGAAGUACAAGUCCCUGUAUGGGGACGUUGAGAGCCCCCUGCUGGUUGGUGAGAGUGGGGGCGGACCCCACAGCACCCGCGAGGCUGAACUGAAGCUCCGACUCAAGCUAGUCGAGGAGGAGGCCAACAUCCUAGGUCGAAAAAUUGUGGAGCUGGAGGUGGAGAACCGGGGUCUGCGGGCGGAGAAUGAGGACAUCCGCUCCCAGUACGAGCGGGACUUCCCCGGCCGUGAGCCCCUGUCCAGUUUGCCCACAUCACCCUUUGGGGAUGGCCUGGAGUCAGGCUCUGAGCUGCGCCGCCACCUGCAGUUCGUCGAGGAGGAGGCAGAGCUGCUACGCCGAUCCAUCGCUGAGAUCGAGGACCGCAACAAGCAGCUGACCUCAGAGCUGAACCGCUUCAAGCUAGGGCCAGGCCCGGACAGCGAGGGGGCCCCCCGGGCUCCUGCACAUGAUGUGGGCACCGGGCACUUGCAAGACGAGCUGAAAGCGGCCCGGCUGCAGAUCGACGAGCUGAGCGGCAAAGUGCUGAAGCUGCAGUACGAGAACCGUGUGCUGCUGUCCACCGUGCAGCGCUGUGACCUAGCCUCCCAACGGGGCCCACCGCGGGGCCCUGAUGAUGAUGAGGAGCCCGCCCAGCUGCCCGGCCCGCAGCCCAAGCGGGAGGGGCCGGUCGGGGGUGAGAGCGACUCUGAUGACCCGUUCGAGAGGACGUCUGGCAUCGGCAGUGGGAAGCCGUCAGACACCGCCGGGGGAGGGGCAGGGGUAGGGCCCGAGGCUCUGGUGGGCGUAUGGCGCCAGGCCGAACGCCUGGGCAGGAUGGUGGAGAGGCUAGCUGGCGACACAGACAGUGCGAUGCUGCUGAUGGGAGCCGAGGUCCAGCAAGGGGAGAGCGACUCCAAGCUGAGCCGGCCGGCAUUGGACGCCAUCUGUAGCCGCAUGAGGACAUUCAGGGCAGAGCUGCACGUUUUCAUGGAGAAGGUGGAGCACCUCCGCGAGCAGCCUGACGACCUCUCACCCAUGGCGCACCUCACGGAAUCCAGCAGCUUCCUGUCGGGCGUCACCUCCAUGUCCCGGGACUCACCCCUCGGCACUCUGGGUCGCGACCUCAUCACCGACUUCCAGUCCGAUCUCAGGGAUGAGCUGGAGUGGCGGAUAGGACACGAGCGUGCCUCGGAGCCCGGGACCCAGUCCGGUCCUUGGGGCACUGGCCAGAGCAGGGGAGCCCAUGGACGCAGUAAUUACUGCAGGCCAAAGUGUUUGAGUGUGGAGCAACGGGACACGCCUGUGCUGGAGGUGAGCGAGGUUCCUGAGCAGCCUGAGCUGGAGCAAAGGCUGCAGCCUGACCCAGGGUGCUGCAGCAGCACAGCACAGAAGGAGGAGGAGGAAAAGGAGUGCAGGAAGGCGGAGCCAUGGCUCAGCACGCAGGAGCAGGCCUGGGCCCAGGAGAGGGCGCUGCUUCAGCAAGAGCUGCGUUUGCUCCGCCACAACAUGGCCGCCGUCUAUGUGAAGCUGCGAUGGCUCCUGGUCAACUGGCGACUGGGGCGCAGGAGUGAGUCCGCUGUGGAAGAUGCUCCAUCAGAGCCUGAGACUCUGGACAGUGUCCCAGAGCUGAGCCGCCUCAUGGAGCAGGUGGAAGGCGUGAUGGACCGGGAGGACCAGCCCAGUCUGCAGCCUGGCACUGAAGGAACCCCUGAGCCAGGUCUCUCUCCCCAGGCAACCGAGCUGCUCCAACACCAGAAGCAGGCGGGGGAGAACCGGCGCGUCCUGCAUGCCCUGCGCAUGCUGCUGGAGGAAUUCCGCUCUGAGCUGCGGGACGAGGAGCAGCGGCGGAGCCAGUUGCAGCAGGCCUACGCCAAUGAGAAGGCCAGCUGGGAGGUGCAGUGGGCGGAACUCCGGUGCCAGAUCCCACAGCGAGAUGAGUGCUCAGCCGAGGUAACAACCACUGGAGACACUGAUCCGCGGGUGGCGCUGUCGCGCGAGAGGGAGGAGCACCGGCGUCUCCUGGCUGAGAGUCACAGCACCUCGCUGGACCUGUUGUGGAGGCUGCAGCACAGUGAGAAGCGGUGGAGCCGCGAGAGGGCGGAGCUUCUGGAGUGCUUCGACCGUGACAGGCAGGACUGGGACUGGCAUAUGAGGGACGUCCACCGCAAGCAGAGGGAACUCAAUCUUCGACGUGCUGACGUUCCCUCCUCUGAGGCCAAGGACGGGUCCCCCAGGGUCUUCUCGCCCCAGGGUAGUCCUCGGACUCCCCGGUCCCCCCGGAGCCCACGUGUGACAGGCCCGGCCCCCUCCGCUGCCCGGCCCAACCCCGAGAGUGAUGCCCCACUGGAGAGCCUGUUCCUGGAUACACUGUCACUGGACCCCCUGGGGGAGACUGAGGUGCCCCUGGCAUCCCGCCUGGAUGGCGAGAAGAGGUUUCCCUGCAUAAAUAAGAACCUGAAUGAGAUCUCGGAGCGGAAGGGCCUGGCCGUGUACCAUGAGGAGGAGACGGGUGGCGGGAACCUCCUAAGGGCCAAGUCGGUCUGCUCCAUGAGUGAGUUCCAGAGGCUGAUGGACAGCUCUCCAUUUCUACCCGACCGGAGCACGCGCGGCGAUGCCGGCACCGAUGACGUGACACCACCGCUCUCCCCGGAUGACCUCAAGUAUAUUGAGGAGUACAACAGCAAGGGCUGGGAUUCCCCCAGUCAUGGGGGGGCCACCAGUGGCACCCCUGCCCCCGAGCACAUGCCUGACACAUUCCAGCCCUCCUCAUGGUUCCUGACCACCAGUGCCACCUUGACCACCAGCACGCUCAGCGGCCCCGAACACUGCCAGCGUCAGCCCCCUUGGGGGGCCCCGGGACCCGAGCGCUAUGGAGUCCGUGUCCUCCACAGCCCCCCCCUGAGCUGUAAGCUUGACGGCUCUGUGGCUCCCCCUGUUGGGGAACGGCCCUGCCCUGGCCCAGAGGACGUGUAUGGCCGCUGGCAGCACCGGGAUCUCCUGGAGGGUGGGCUCCGCCCCCCUGAGCGGUCGGUCUGCUCCACCGUGGGCUUCGCCUCCUCGUUGGAACUGGAGCUCUCCCGGAAUCUGAGCGAUGACAUGAAGGAGGUGGCCUUCUCGGUGCGUAAUGCCAUGCUUUCCAGCCCAGUGGAGCGCCAUCUGAAGGACACGGCCUGUCAGACCAACGGCUUCACCACCAGGGGGACCCAGACCACUCAGACCAUCAGCGUGGGCCUCCAGACGGAGGCCCUGAGGAACCUUACCAGCAGUCCCCUCCGGUGCCUGACCCCCAAGGGUGGAUCCACCCCUAUCUCCUCACCUUCCCGCAGCCUGAGGAAGGUGCAGUACUCUCCUGCCGUACAGGGCAAGUUUGAGCGCCCCUGCUGCUCCCCCAAGUAUGGAUCCCCGAAGCUGCAGCGCAAGCCGCUGUCCUGUAAGGCCGAGCAGCCUGCCAGCCGGGUAGCCACCCCCAGCACACCACAGAAAGGGUGCAGCGAGUCGGCCUGGGCUCGCUCCACCACCACCCGGGACAGCCCGGUGCACACUACCAUCAAUGAUGGCCUCUCCAGCCUCUUCAGCAUCAUCGACCACACUCCCGCUGUUAACGACACCACACCGAAGUUCACCAAGUCACCGAGCCGCUCCCGGCCUGCCGACCCCGGGUCCGCUGAGUGCCGGUCCCCGAGCUUGGGCGUGCUCCAGGACCUUUUGAAGAGCACCCGGGGCCGAUCACCCAGUCCCGUGCAGCUGAUUGUGGAGGCCCAGGGUGACAGGACCCCAGAAGUGAUCAGCAUAAGGCAAGACCUGUCUGCUCCCCCGGGUUACGGCCUGGCUGAGAACGCAGCCCGGCUGCUGAACAAGAAGCUGAUGGAACAAGCCUUAAAGGAGGACAAGAGGCCUGCGUCCGGCAGUCAGAUGGGCCUCAGCAGGGAUGGGGACAAGGGCCCUCUGGGCCCCGUUGAGGUUACCUGGGUCUCCUUAAUCUCUAAGACCACGCCUGUCAACAGUGUACAAGGAAACUGGUGACCCAAAGAGUCAUUAAAGUGUUAGUCACCUUGUGAGUAUCCUUGCUCUGUGAGGUCACUUUCUGCUUCUUUGAGUGGCCACCCAAAGGACCUUCUAGAUAUGAACUCAGCCACUGAAAAUGUUUUUAUUUCACAGCCCAGCCUUCUUCAUGCUUAUGUGAAUCAUUUUCUGUCAGUUCUGUCCUGGCUGCAGCACUGACGCUGCCUAGUGCCCCAGAGGGCAGACUAACAGCUGGGCCUGUGAAGUGCAGAGCAAAGGCGAACUUCUCCCAGACGCUCAGGAUGACUCUUUUAGUCACGGCUCCAGGCUUCCUGAUCUCCAUGGCCACGCCCACCCCACCCCACCCCCCCAUCCCUGUGAGCUGGAAUCACUUAGAAGAGUCACUUUAGGUUCCUUGCCAAAAUCCAAGUUAGGUCCGGAUCAAACACCCAGAUCUUCGUUUCUCCCCACUAUUUCUGUAAAACUUCCUCUCUCCUUUCUGUAUGUGGAUUUUCUGAGCCCUGACAGCCGGCUUCCCCCCCCUGGCUCAGUCUCACCUCUUUCUGACUGGGGACCAGCAUUGACUCCUUUCUCGUUUGUCCUGUUGUGGCAGCCUGUUCUUGUUUUUUGGUCUGCUUGCGUUGGGAGGGACCGGAAUGCCGGAUGUCCCUCACUUUGCAGCAUGCCAAAGGUGCCAUAGUCAUGGUGCCCCCCCCCCCCCCACCACCACCACCAUUCCGUUCCACCAUUAAAAAAAUAAAAGUCUGUCACUGUGACUGUAUGGGAAUACUGAGGGACAAGGAACGUUUGUCUUUUCACAAACUUCGGGGUUUGUGUGUUGAACAUAUUUGAACUGCUUGUUUUGUGUAACUUAACCCUGUUAGUCAUAUUUCUCUGUAUUUCCAUGGUAGUGAAAUGUACCCAGUGCAUGUGGUUCAUAAAAAAAUGUCUUCACUCACUAACCAGAGAGAGUUCUGUAUGUAGCUGCUGCAGCUGGUUGUUCUGCAUGUACAGUAAGAAUGUUGUUGUGGGUCUGUUCUGACCCGGGCUCUGCUGAGACAUCGCCUCUCUCUAUGGACCUUCACUCCCAUAUCCACCAUCUCCUCACCUUCUCUCCCACGUGGUGACUGUGCUCGUCGGCAUUUACCCAGGAGGCCCCAGGUCACGCGCAUCCGUCUGCGUGGAGGAUGUGUCACUGCAGCCAGCCGUGCAGCGCGGCCACAUGACCUCAAACAGGCGCCCAGGAGGAAAUUCUGCUAAAUUAAAUCCUCCCGCUCUGCUGAUCGGUGCUUUUCUUCAUUUUCAGCUCCGCAUUCUCCUUCUCUAAGGAAUAGUUUUACUAACCCUUAUAGGAUGCGUUUCUAACUUAAAUUAUAAAUACCGUUUAAGUAGCUCAAAAGCAGGAUUAAUUUCUUUCACUUGCAUGUCUGCUUUUCGUGUACUUCAUGUAUAUUUCUUUGUAUCUGAACCCUAAAUACAUUACCAAAAAUAAUAUAAAUUAAGAUUGUAAAAUGAGAGCUGAGGUUGUAAAAAUGGCCGUAGUGCUACAGACGUAAGCUAGAGGGCGCUGGCUGCACCCACGGCUGGGUCUGAUUUAAUUUAACCCAGUUCAGUCAGUCAUCUGUUAGGCAGGAUGAGCGGCCCAUGAUCAGACUCUCCUUCAGCAGGAUGUAGAGAGGCCAUCCCAGGCUGCUGGCGUGUUCCCUGCCUUGAGUCCUUCAGAGUGUGUAGCGCCCCCUCAGGGCAGGCGCUGGCCACUGCUUUGGUGCCCGGGACACUGCACAGGCUCAUGUAUGGUUGCCGUUCACUAACGUUUAGUCUCAUCUUUGGAAACAGUUGCCGUGCUCUCCAGUCGCCCCACCCCUGGACUCCCACUUUUUGAGACCCGCGAGACCAGCCAAUCGGCGCCCCCCAUCCCGAUGGGCGGCCCGCUCCCCUUCCACAUCCCCUCGGCGGUCCAGGACGGCAGAAAG